GGAGCUUGUGAGGCUACAAAGUAAAAGUGUGGAAAAAAGUGCUGAAAAUUGGUAGAGAAAUCCACUUUUCUCACUGAAUUACCCCACAAAACGGCACCUGUGUUAAUUGCUAAUCAAUUGGUGAUAGUGAAAAGUGUGUCAAUAUGUGAUUUAGGAUAAGAAGAGCCGAGUAAAAUUGCGACGGUGUCUGGGGAGGCCUUUUUCCACUCAAACGCCAUUCUGGAUCCCUCAAAGAGGUCAUUUUUGGAUAUCUACAAGAUGGAUUUGGCUGAGACAAUGAAGGCGGCCCUGUCCAAUAGCAAGCCGGGCGGCGGCACUUCCGGAAACAUGGUGGGCAAUCCGUCUGGGAUGAAUCCCAACCACAGCGGCGGCCAGGGGCAGGAUCAGUCCGUGGGAGCGGGCGCGGGAUACGUCACGGAGAAGCUGUACAUGCUGCUGCAGCUGUACUUGCAGAACAAGGGUUGGAAUCCCAGCGUGGAGCUGCUUCAGUGCUUCUCUGAGCUCAAAGACAGCGCUCUCUUGCCAAACGCUGCCUAUCUGCAGGUCCUGGCGAAUCGACUGGCUCUGGACUCCCAGGGACGCUUGGUGCUACGCGAGUCCGGCAAAAUCGUGCUUCCUUUCGAGCAUUUUGCAAAUGCGGUGAUGCUUAAACACAUGUCGGGACCCCAUGGCCUCCAUCUCAGCCUCGAGGCCACCGUGCGGGCUGUGAUGGAUUCGUACACGAUCGGCCGCGAGAACUUCGGCAUGGAGAAGGAGUUCAUCGUGGAAGUGGUGCAAUCGUGCCCCAAUCCGGCGUGUCGCUUCUACAAGAACCACCUGGGGUCGCCGUUCAUCGACCAGCAGUUCUCCGGACCCGGCAUGAAUCCGGACUUUCUCACGCACAUGUCCCAAAUGGCCAGCACAGGCGCGGCCAGCGGGACGACGGACAUGCCCGGCAUGGACAAGGGUGUCGUUGGGGCCAAUAGUGGAGCACAGAGCGCAGUGGCGCAGGCUGCGGCCGCGGCUGCGAAGCACGCCAAGCAGAGUCAAUCACAGAUCACAGCAGCCAUCAUUCAGCAGCAAAAUCGUGCCAUAGCGCAUCAGUCGCUGGAGAAGUUCGGCAACAUGACGCCACUGGAGAAGCAGCGCGUCCUGCAGCAGCUGGACAAGAAGCACUACGAGACAACCCAGCAACAGCUGACGGCGAAUAUCUGCCCGCCGCCAUCCAAUGUGCCUGCAGUGAGCGGCAGCAGUUCCAUCAAUGUCCCGAACUCCUCGAAGAGGCGAAGUAAUGUGAGUGCUGAUAAUAAAUUCCUAGGUAUGAUGUCGAGCAACGCCGUUGGCGCAAGUGGUGGGAAUUUGAUGGGUCAGCAAGUGCUCAAUAUGUCCACAGGCGGUCAGAAUCACCUGCCGCCACCGCUGCCGCCGCAAUCGCAGAAUCAGCAAUCGUCUGGCGGAAUGGAUCACAGUCAGCAGGUGCACAAGGACUUUCUGCGCACGAAUCUGGACUGCCUGGAGACGCUGACGUCCAACAAGGACCUGCUGGCGCUCCACAACGGCGCCUGGGCCAAUCAGGAGGGCCGCGAUGGCCUGGCGAUGGGCCAGGAGAAGAUCGUGCGCGCCUUCGCGGAGCUCAUGAGGAACAUGGCGAGGAUGAAGACCUUCAUUCGGCCGUCCAUGUGCAAGCCGUACGGGAAGCAGAGCGAGAGUCUGCAGAAGACCCUCAUUGACACCAUUCAGUUGGUGGUGUCCUUGCGCAAUUGCUUGCCAGCUCCGCACAUCCCGGUGAGCUCGUGGAAGAGCGAAGAUCGCCAUCGACGUGAGCCAGAUCUUGGCAACUACGAAAGCUAAACGAGUUCCUCUUUCUCGAACAAUUUGACGAAUCUAAGAAGCUUGAAGUUCUAUAGUAUAACUAAGAAAGAAAUACUUCACACGAGACGUUUUUACAUAAAAAUUAGAAAAACCUUGUUUAUCUUUCAAAUUAAUAUUUGCUAGCAGGAAGUUUCUUUUAAGUGUAAAACUGAGAUAAGAGAGAGAGAGAGAGAGAGAGAGUGAAGAGUGUGAAAAGGAAAAACGAAGGAAUAUUAGUUUAAGAGUUUCUCAACUACACUAUUAAUAGAAGAAGUAUAAAAACAUGUUUCAUUUCUUGUAAAAGGAAAAUGAAGAUUGAAGGAAAAUCUCAAUAAUUUUUCAAACAAAUGAAAGCAAGUAGAAAUAUUAACGUGAGAUUUUAUUCAUUGGAAUAUGAUGGUGAAAAAGCAUAUCUUUUUAUUUACAAUGCCAUGUUUAUCGAAUCUGUUUUUAUUUUAUUUUAUCUACUCUCUAUAAUCUUUCUGUGAGGCUAUAAAAAGGAUAUUUAUAUUUUUAUUUUAUUGAUUGAAAUUUAUUCUGUCAUCACAUUAUGUCUAGUCAAGAGAUUUUUUUUUGUAUUUACUCGGUUAUGAUGGCUAAAAGCAAAAGAAAAACAAUGAAUUUAUUUUUAUUUAUCUUGAAUCUUUUCAAGGCAAUUAUUUGAAGACAAAAGUAAAUCAAAUGAAAAUGAAUGAGAUUGACAAAUUGUUAAUGAUGUGUUUUAAAGACAUGAAGACGAUGGAAAAUGUAGGUUAAAAAAUAUUGUGGAAAAAAAAGAAAUUGGCAUUUUAUCUGUGAUAACAAAAAAAGAAGAAGAAAAGAAAUGGAAAAGAACACUAAUGAUUUAAAAUUCGGAAUUAAGAAAAAUAAGAAUGAAUCUCCAAAAAUUUUUAUUUUGACAUAAUAUUUCUUUAUUCUUUUUUUUAUUCAAUUGUGGCGUUUUGAUUCUAAUAAGGAGAAAAUUUGUUAGGAAAAUGAAGAAUUUUGAUAUUGUAACUAGAAUUUAACACUAUGCAGCAAUAUUUAUGCGUGUUUUAUGAAUUUUUCUAAUCUCUCAAAUGUUCCGUUGGCUCUCUACAAUGCUUUAUAUCUUUUUUUUUUAUGUUACAUUGCGUGCUGAAGAUGCAGCAGACGAUUCGCGUUUAUAAAAAUAAUCCAAUAUUCAGAAAUAAUUGUAAUAAUAGGUAAAAGAGAAAGAUAAAACGAAUAUAAAACAGUGUUGCAAUACUCUAAGAAGGAAGAAAAAAACCUACAUUAUAAUAUUCUCUCUAUAAUUUGACCUAAAGCUAACAUUAAUGGUAAAGUAGAAUAAAAAAGGUAACAUAAUGCAACAAAUAUUAACUUCUAAUGUAAAGUUCGAAGACUGCAAUAUUUCGCAAAAAUGAACAGAAAAAUGACACAAAUUUUUUAAAAUCCCGCCUGAGUUUUUUUUCUUUUGUUUUUUAAGCAAGUUAAAUUUUUUCCCCUUUAUUUAAUAAUUUAUUAUUGACUUAUGAAAUGGAUUAUUUAAUUGAGUAAAUCGUACAAAAUGAUUGAUUUUAAGAAUGGCAAUCACAUCAAAUUAUUAUGCACAAAGUGCUCAAUUAGCAGUAUUAAAUGGAAUUCGAUUGACAAACUAAAAGAGGAUCAAAGCACAAAAAACGGUUGCCAUUGUUUUUCUUAUUGUUAUAAAACAUAAAUGAAUUUUUGAGAUGAAAAGAUGAAGGCAAAAAUCCUGUUGACGUUACGAAAUGCGGAGGAAAAAUGUGAAUUUGAAGAAAUCAUAUCUUUGCUAAUUAUAACUUCACUUAAAAUGGUAAAAAUAAAAUGCGAUGAUUAAUUUUGUGGCCAUAAUUUUGCGCGAAUUUAUAAAAACUUUUACAAUAACAUUACAUAAACUUCUUAUAGAUUAAAGAAAAAAAGAUGAUGAUAAAAUGGAAAGAUAUAAUGAAUUAUCGUAAAAAGGAUUAUAGCUAAUGGAAUCUAUGUGUAAUUUAAUAUUCAAGCAAAAAAGUAUAUUCAUUACUCUUACAAGAGGAGAUCACAUAAAAUGAACAUCAUUAAAAUUUCUGUGC
Messenger RNA from Phlebotomus argentipes, 3884 nucleotides. RefSeq lists its product as uncharacterized. The record is from RefSeq and is a predicted model, not a curated record. The transcript is spliced from 5 exons. The coding region runs from base 259 to 1830 and encodes 523 amino acids. NCBI's taxonomy places the organism in Eukaryota, Metazoa, Arthropoda, Insecta, Diptera, Psychodidae.